AAAUUUAAAACAAAACAAAUUCUUAUCAGUAAUUCAAAUUUAUAUAAUUUAAAAUUUGAAAUAAUUUUUCAUUAUUUCAUUUUUUUGUCGUCGGUUUCGUUGGGUGUAAAACCGUUUAGAUCUAAUUAAAAUGAAUAAAUUCACUCGGGAAUUAAUAAUUAGUGAGAGUAAUAAAACAACUGCUAACAUUAAUUAUCUUAGGAAUUAUUGAUAGAAUCAAAGGAACAGCGUAAAAAAUAAUUUGAUCUCAAUGGAUUUCAGCGAACAAUCUUCCACAUUUAUUGAAACGCAACUAGCUUCGAUCACUACGUUCAAUAUACGUUUUUCUCAUUACAUUAUGAAUAUCGAUGAAAAUCUUCAUUCAAUUUUUAUAAUAAUCGAAGAACCUCGCGAAGAACUAGAAUUCACUGCAGCUCAGCGAGAAAAGCGAAUCAGAGCGGAAUUCGCUCGACGGUUUACAAGAGAUUAUCUGUAUCCUAUUCGGCUCAAAAUGAAUGAGCUAGAAAAUGAAUAUGUAUCUUUUUUGAGUAGUGAAAGCUGUAAAGUUACUCAAUCUACAAUUUUAAGGACCCUUGUUUUAGUGUUACUCAAAAAGUUAUCAAAUUCCACUCAAGUCUACUUGCAAUUUAUGAGGAAAACUCAAACCAAGAUUUUUGUGAAACUAAAAGAAGUAUUGCAUCUGAUCUCUCAUUUUUUAGAAAUUAUAAGGAAAAUCGUGGAUCAUCGUAUUCUUAGAAACAAUGACAUUGAAAAACAGUGUUUAGCUAUUAUGACCAACAUAAAUAACGAAAAGCAAAACUUCAAACCUGACAAAACUAUCGAAAGGCAAGAAAAAAUUCAAAAAUCCAACGAAUCAGGAAUGAAUGUCAAUAAAUCAAUCCUAAAGAAAUCUGUUGGCCAGAAAAAUAUAAAGAAUAAAGUUCAUUUUACCUCGGAAAAUGAAACUGAAAAAUUGGAUCAAAGUGAACAAAUUCACCAUGGUGCAUUCCCAAAUUGCGAUUGUUCGAAAACUGCUUUAGAAAUGCAUGAAAAUGAGCCAUGUGCCAAUUUGAAUUCAAUUGAGAGUGAUGGAAAUCAUCCCAUUCUUCACGAUUCAAUCUCAAACCUUUGUUCAAAAAUAUCGGAUCUCAUCAUUAAUGAAUUAGUAGCUCAAGUUGUUGAAGAAAUGAAUGAAUGUUUCAGAAGUUUAGCGUUUGAUGCUUUUGAAUUGGAAUUUAAAAGCUGAUUGAUUGUUUCAGCUGCCUCUUUUAGCUAUUUGCCAUUGAAGUGUUCUUAUUUUUUAAUUUUUUGAGUGAUUAUUCAAAGAUUUGUAAGCUGUGUGUUUAUUCUCAAUUUUUAUUCUUGAAUAAAUACUUUUUUAUAAUUUGUA
This is a messenger RNA of Planococcus citri (citrus mealybug), 1369 nucleotides long. RefSeq lists its product as uncharacterized. The coding region runs from base 251 to 1225 and encodes 324 amino acids. Lineage: Eukaryota; Metazoa; Arthropoda; Insecta; Hemiptera; Pseudococcidae. The record is from RefSeq and is a predicted model, not a curated record. The transcript is spliced from 8 exons.